Messenger RNA from Teleopsis dalmanni, 2641 nucleotides. RefSeq names its product inhibin beta chain (gene Actbeta). Lineage: Eukaryota; Metazoa; Arthropoda; Insecta; Diptera; Diopsidae. The record is from RefSeq and is a predicted model, not a curated record. Gene Ontology annotation, biological process: SMAD protein signal transduction. Bases 243 to 2168 code for a protein of 641 amino acids. The transcript has 4 exons. Gene Ontology annotation, molecular function: growth factor activity; cytokine activity. Gene Ontology annotation, cellular component: extracellular region.
UUAAAAGAAUAAGAAUAAUCAACUCAUAUAACCGAAAGCGAGUAAAUAUAAACCUCGCUUGGCUUUUUAUUGGGCUUAUUUGGAUUAAAGCUCCGAAACUUACACACACCACCUCUACUACAAGUGAGGUAUUAUUAAACUGCAGCCAAGAUGGAAAAAACUGUACUCACAAAGUUUUUGCUAAUAACGUUCCUCCAAACAACGUAGCAGCUUUCCCAGAACCAUAUUUGUGGUUGAACAUUAUGUAUUCUAAAAGACAGGAAAGUAAGGCGCAAACAGAUACGGAUCGUCUAGAAUCUAUUAAAAAACAAAUUCUUUCAAAGCUUGGUCUUACACAGAAGCCAAAGGUUUUCAAUAAACUACCUAAGCAAUAUAUUUGGGACACCCUUUAUAGAGCUGAUGGUGUAAACAGUGUCAGUGAGAUGAACGGAUUCACGCCUCAUACUCGAACCAUUGGCAGAAUAUUGCAAGGGGACAACUCUAUGAAUCACCAAAGUUUCAACGAACAAUAUUACUUAAAUAACAAAGUGAGCAACUACAAUCAUAACUACGACACUUAUAUGACCAAUGGAGCCGUAUCGAAUUCAAACUACUUAACUUUACUCCAUUUAAAAAACAACACUAAAAUAUUUUCCAACUAUAUGCAAAAAGAGCAAUAUAUUAAAAGCAUCUUCAAAAAGGAGCAAUUAAAAGACUACCCUACAGUCAACAAAAAUACAUAUCUUUCCAAUAAUAAUUACAUCAAUUUUAGCGCUCGAAGCACUAAAGAUGUGUAUCAAAAUACACCUGAGCACAUUUUUUUCGAAAAUGAGGACUUUUUUGGAACAACACAGGAGGUGAUUACGUUUGCAGAAGCUGGAACAAAAUAUAAAAAACAUCGGUUGAUAGAAUUUUCAGCGCAGAUAAAAAACGUUCCUAGCCAGAAGUCAUUCAUUCGGAAUGCGAUGAUACAUAUUCGAAUUGGUAAGCAUGCAGGCAAUGUAGCCAAAUAUGUAUUGAAUCAAAAGCACAAAAUACGGAAAUCUCAGUCAAAUGCGAAACUAAAAGUUUGGAUUUUUCAAGUGAUUACCAGUAAUCUUACACUAAAAGGCUUCGAUGAAUUUGCAAGACUUCGCGCUUCGUUUAAUGUUGACACCAAACGAUUAGGGUGGCAGAAAUUUGAUUUAACUCAAACAGUAAAUGAUUGGUAUGCCAAUAACGUUUCAGAGAAACUAAAACUGUUAAUUGAUUGUACUGGAUGUGGCAGGGAGUAUGAACUGUAUUUAUUUGAUGAAGUAAAAGCCCCAGAAAAUAUACAAAGAAGUGAACAGAAGCAGAAACAGUCUGAACAACAACAGAUCCAGAACCAGAACCAGAACCUGAACCACAACCAGAACCAGAACCUGAACCAGAACCAACAAAAUUUUCGUUAUAAGAAGAUGAAUAUAUUUUUUCACAACAAACAUAAAGAAAAAAUUAAAAAUAAAAAUUUCCCAGAUAAAAAUAAAGCUGAAGGCAGUCUUAAAGGCGAUUAUAUUAAGAAAAAUAUGAAAGAUGGCACAGAGAUAAACCAAUAUGUAAAUAAUUUAGAUUACAGUUUGCCCCCUACGAUAGGUAUAACAAAGCAAAAUAAUGAUAACUGUUUAGAAAUGAAUCAUUGCAAAUAUAAAAAUUUUAAUUUAUUUUCUGGACAAGAUUCAUUACUUUCUUCACCAAAACUAACACAGUUAAAUAUUAAUAACACUGAAACGGGAGCGUCAUUGAAAUUGCAGCAAGAUCUUAAUCCAAACCGUCCAUUUCUAGUUUUACGAACUGAAACAAAACGUUUGCGACGUGUUCGCAGACGAGCUGUAGACUGCUCUGGUGCCAUGCAUGGCCAGUGUUGUAAGGAAUCCUUCUAUGUGUCUUUUAAAGCACUUGGUUGGGACGAUUGGAUAAUCGCACCCAGAGGUUACUUUGCAAACUAUUGUAGAGGCGAUUGCACUGGUCCAUUCCGUACGCCUGAUACCUUUCAAACUUUUCACGCUCACUUUAUUGAAGAAUACCGCAAAAUGGGUCUAUUAAAUGGGAUGAAACCAUGCUGUGCCCCAGUAAAAUUUUCAAGCAUGUCUUUAAUAUACUAUGGCGAUGACGGUAUUAUUAAAAGAGACUUACCAAAAAUGGUUAUUGAUGAAUGCGGCUGCCCAUAGAAACAAAUACAUUUAUUUUUGUUUUGGGUUUUCGAAUGUAAACAAGCCGUGAAUUACUCAUUUUAUUCGCUGAAUAUAAACUUUAAAAAAUUAAUUACAAAUUCUAGUUAUUGUAUAUUACUGAAAUGUUGCAUAAACAGUAUGCAACAGUACAGAGAGAAGUAAAAAAUCAGCGAAAUUCAUGUCCAUUUAUAAUAUUUACUAAAUUUUAGUUGAACCCAGUAUGAACAAGGCGGAAAAAAUUAGGCGAAUAAUAUUGUACCAUCAUUACAUAUCAAGUCCUUAAUUACGCACUUGUUAAUUUUCACACUUAAGAGGACAAAUAAAUGUUCAGUCAUAAAAACGUCUUGCACGUUGGGGUUCCUAUGCAAUCAUAGGUUCUUUAAAAUCUAAAAAAAAUUAGAAGUCAAUGCAAUCAAAUGCCGAUGUCACUAUUAUUCCUCUUGGUUUUUGCUAUAUUCUUUGAUGUGUAG